Hyalella azteca is the source of this 2967-nucleotide messenger RNA. It is a transcript of the gene amon, whose product is annotated as neuroendocrine convertase 2-like. Gene Ontology annotation, biological process: protein processing. Gene Ontology annotation, cellular component: trans-Golgi network; Golgi membrane. Gene Ontology annotation, molecular function: serine-type endopeptidase activity. The record is from RefSeq and is a predicted model, not a curated record. NCBI's taxonomy places the organism in Eukaryota, Metazoa, Arthropoda, Malacostraca, Amphipoda, Hyalellidae. Bases 154 to 1962 code for a protein of 602 amino acids. The transcript is spliced from 14 exons.
UGAUAGUGCGAGCGUCCUACGCUCGUGUGCCAGGUCAAGUUCAUUAAAGUGACCAUAAAUCGGGAAGCCUGUACUAACAUUAGUAAAUUGACGGGCGGGCAUCAGCAACCCGUAGCAGCGGUAAAAGCCGCUUUGGGACGGAUAGCCGGUGCUAUGGCCGGCUUAGGAAAGUCUAAGUUCACCACCAGGCGGUUUAGUAUCACCACCAUCGCCAUAUGUGUGGUGACGCUCAUACUGCUGGUAGUGAACACAAGUGUUAGUGGUGCACGACAGCCCCAAAAAUUGUCUUCUCGGGAUGUCUUCACGAAUUCAUUUUUGGUUCGACUUCGUAGGUCCGCGGACAAACCGGAAGACAUCGCACGCAAGCUCGGCUUCCACUACAUGGGCAAGGUCGUAGGUGAGCCGGACGGGCAUCACUUCCAGCACCGCGGACUGCCGCACUCGCGCCCCCGCGGCUCCCUCGCCCACACCCGCCAGCUCAAGGCGGACCCCAUGAUCACACAUGCGGUGCAGCAGUUGGGCUUCAGGCGGGUGAAGCGCGGCUACUUGCCGCUGCGGGUUGAGAACCUCGUGCCACCCGAGUCGUUCAAGUCUAGGACCUUGCCCACAGACCCCGACUUCAAGCACCAGUGGUAUUUGCGCAACGUUGGUCAGAACGGCGGCAAACGACACCUCGAUCUCAACGUGGAGGCCGCGUGGGCGCUCGGGUACACGGGCAAGAAUGUCACAACCGCCAUCAUGGAUGACGGUGUCGACUACAUGCACGAGGAUCUGAAAAGAAACUAUAACGGACGAGCAAGUUGGGACUUCAGCAGCAACGACCCGUUCCCGUAUCCACGCUACACCGACGACUGGUUCAACAGCACGACCGAUCAUGGCCUGGCUUUUGAAGCGUGCUCAUUAUCAACUAUCCGAUUUACGACUUACGACAGCCUAGUGGCGGGUAUUCGCAUGCUAGACCAGCCCUACAUGACGGACCUGAUUGAGGCCAACAGCAUGGGCCAUGAGCCCAACCUGAUCGACAUUUACAGCGCCUCGUGGGGCCCGACGGACGACGGCAAGACGGUGGACGGGCCGCGCAACGCUACCAUGAAGGCCAUCGUGCGCGGCGUCAACGAGGGCCGUAACGGUCUAGGCAACAUCUACGUAUGGGCAUCAGGCGAUGGCGGCGCUGACGACGACUGUAACUGUGACGGGUACGCAGCGAGCAUGUGGACCAUCAGCAUCAACAGCGCCAUCAACGACGGCUCCAACGCCCAUUACGACGAGAGCUGCUCAUCCACACUCGCCUCCACCUUCAGCAACGGCGCCAAGGACCCCAGCACCGGCGUGGCGACCACGGACCUCUACAACCAGUGUACUCUCACCCACUCCGGCACCUCGGCCGCGGCUCCGGAAGCGGCCGGAGUUUUCGCUCUCGCUAUCGAGGCCAAUCCUCGGCUGACAUGGCGCGACAUGCAACAUCUGACGGUGCUGACGUCGAAGCGCAACUCGCUUUUCGACGUGAAACGGCGCUUCUCGUGGCAGAUGAACGGCGUGGGCUUGGAGUACAAUCACCUGUUCGGCUUUGGAGUCCUGGACGCCGGCGCCAUGGUGGCUCUGGCCAAAAAUUGGGAGACCGUCCCGCCUCGCUACCACUGCCAUGGAGGCGUGUACACUGAGCACACUUUGGUGCACAGGUCGAUGAUUUUAAGCAAGCGUCCCAAUGACGACGACAGCACAGACGGCUUCACGAAAUGGCCUUUCAUGACUACUCACACCUGGGCCGAGAACCCCAAGGGCACCUGGAAGCUUGAGGUUCACCUCAACUCUGGAGGUCGUCAGGAGGAGGCCGUGGUGAAGGAGUGGACAUUGAUGCUGCAUGGCACUCGAGAUGCCCCAUACACGCACCUACCUGCUCCUGAUCCACAUUCUAAGCUGGCCAUCGUUAAAAAAGCACACGAGAACAAGAAGAGAAUGUGAAUAUAUUAAUGAUAAUUAUACGUUCAAAGGAAAUAAAUCGGUGUCACCAUGGACUUACGUUGGGGAACUUUGAUUAAAUGCAAGUGGCCUUGGCCGUUUGCAAAUGACGUGAAAUAGGGAGGGAUAGAACAACAUCGGUUAAUGAAAAAAUAUAGGCAGUGAAACCUCAACAGCUCCAUAGAAAAAACUUGAAAAUUUAAUUACAUUGCGUUGUUGGGAGAUAUUUGAUGUAUGAUUUAUUGAAGCGGAAAGCGACAAUUUUUGAUGUUCCUUUCAGUUGUCUAAUAAUUUGGGCAACUAAAAUCGCAUGAUACUCGGAAGAGAGAUAGAUUCAUUUUUUUGUUAUCAUCGUCAGAAUAGUACACUCCGAAGAGGCAGUUGACUUGAUACAGAAUGAUACUUUUACUUUAUUAGACACUUAUUCAUAUUGCUUAGUGGGAAACAUUGCGUAAGAAUAAAGCCCAAGGAAAUAACACGAGAAUGUGAUCAUAGCUUUUAGUGCGUUGUUUUGGCAAAUGGAAGGAGACGGGGAGAAAAAGCCGAUGAAUAAGAAUAAGUGUUCGUUAUGUGAUGAUAGUUGGUGGCUGUGGCAGAAAGUCCCUAUGAAUAGAAGGUUGAUGUGGAGUAUUGAUCUUGAUCUCAGCUACGCCGUUUUCAGUCAGUAUUAGAAAGGACGGGUGUGUUUCAUCUAAUGAAAUCUAUGAAGUAAUUAUGUCUCAAUGACAAUGAAUGCACGAAAUAGCGAUAAAGUUGAGCAGCGGUAAAAUGUGAAUGAAAGAUCUUGAUCUGAAAUUAGCCAGGCAAAAGUACCACGUAAUUAGAUCGGUUUCAUCAACAAGAAAUAAUGGUAGGAGAGUUUCAGAUAAACGUUUUGGGCACCUAUAUAUAUACGAGUAGAAGCCUGCCGAUAGUGAAGAGGUUUCUCAAUGUUUGCUUUUUAACCAAAAUGAACUUAUGUUACAUAUCUAGUUUAAAAUAAUUUAUUUUGAUCAAAAUGAGUAAGCA